This is a messenger RNA of Rotaria sp. Silwood2, 1137 nucleotides long. The record is from the annotation of a GenBank genome assembly. Lineage: Eukaryota; Metazoa; Rotifera; Eurotatoria; Philodinida; Philodinidae.
AUGGAAGAUUUACAAUUUGAUUGUGAUGAAAAUCUCUGUCUUGACUCAAUAUUUAAACUUAAAGCUAUUGUACGUGUUCGUGGUGAACAUAAACAAAGAAUUCAAUUAAUUUUAACUAUGGAUACUGUUAAAAUUGUUGAUGAAUCUACUAGAGUUGAAAUUGCUAGUCAUGAAGUUACACGUAUAUCAUAUGUUACUACGGAUCCGACAGAUCCACGUGCAUUUGGGUAUAUUUAUAAUACAAGUGAUGGUCGUCAUCAAUUUUGGGCUAUUAAAACUGAACGACCAGCAUUAGUAACUGUUCUUGCAUAUAAAGACCUUUUUGAUACAGUUUUGGAACAAUUUAAGAAUUUAGAAAAAACUAAAAUACAAGCAAAUCAAACAACAUCUACAUCCGCUUUUCCAGAAACAUCAACUGUCAUAAUACAACAAUCAUCAUCGUUAUCUACCCCUCAGUCUAUACUGCAACCACCAGUAAUAUCUGCAGAAUCUAUUCCUCAACUAACACAAGCGCCUCAAACGCCUUUAUUCAAUAAUAUUUGGGGAGAUAGUCCUUCAACAACAGUGUCACAAACAAUAUCAGUACCCAAAACACCUUUGUUUGAUGAUCCUUGGGGAGAUAAUUCUUCAACAACAGUUUUACGAACAACAUCAACGCUUAAAACACCUUUGUUUGAUGAUGUUUGGGGAAAUACUCCUUCAACAACGGUUCCUCGGCCAUUACAAACAGCUCAACAACUUUCAACACCUAGUAUCGAUCCGUGGAAUAUUAGCGAGUCUGUGAUACCUAUUAUACAACCACCUUGUCGUGUAGAAAAUCCUCUUGCUAAUGUAUUCAAUGUACAUGCGUCGCCAUCAGCAGUGACUAAAACUACUCAACAAUCAGGAUCUACCGUAGGUACUGGUGAUUUAUUUUCAAUGUUUACUACGACUGCACCAACACAUACUUUCAAUACCAAUAUGUUUGAUCAACGAACUCAGCAUACACCUUUUGUUUCUCAACAGCAACCAAAUUUUCCCGAUUUGACAUCUCUUGCACCUUUUACUUCGCCAAUAGCGACAAGUCCAUCUGGUGAUUUCUCUUCAAAAUCAACAGCAGCUAAAACAAUGCUUUUCUCUUCUAUCCCUACUAGCUAG